CAUGCCACAUUGCGUUGCCCUCCUGUCCUGUAUCAGCGCUAGUGUGUGGAGCAGGCGAGCAGCAAUCUGACUGACCAUGGUCUCCCCUUCGUCAGCUCUCCCCAAGGUGCUGAUUUCUUGUGCUCCAGGUCGUCGAUGACGCGACCGGCGAUGAGGCCACCCCUCGCCGCGCCAAAUGGUGGUACGUGACGUUCCACAACGUCACGGCGAUGGUCGGCGCCGGCGUGCUCAGCCUGCCGUACGCCAUGGCUCACCUAGGAUGGGGACCCGGGCUGGUGGCGCUGCUGGCGUCGUGGGGGAUCACGCUGUACACGCUGCGGCUGCUGAUCGAGCUGCACGAGUGCGUUCCGGGCGUGCGGUUCGACCGGCUCCGCGACCUCGGCGCGCAUGCGCUGGGCCCGCGCCUGGGGCCCUGGGUGGUGGUGCCGCAGCAGCUCAUCGUGCAGCUCGGCUGCGACAUGGUGUACAUGGUCACGGGCGGCAAGUGCCUGCAGAAGUUCGCCGAGUCCGUGUGCCCUCGCUGCGCGCCGCUGCACCAGUCCUACUGGAUCUGCAUCUUCGGCUCCUUCCAGUUCCUGCUUUCCCAGCUUCCCAACCUCGACGCCAUCACCGCCGUGUCCUUCGCCGCCGCCGCCAUGUCACUCUGCUACUCGACCAUCUCGUGGGCGGCGUGCGUGGCGCGCGGGCCGGUGCGCGGGGUGAGCUACGCGUACAAGGCCGGCACGGCGGCGGACUCGACGUUCCGGGUGUUCAGCGCGCUGGGGCAGGUGGCGUUCGCGUACGCGGGGCACGGCGUGGUGCUGGAGAUCCAGGCCACCAUCCCGUCCACGCCAACCAAGCCGUCCAGAGCGCCCAUGUGGAAGGGCACCGUCGCCGCGUACCUCGUCACCGCCGCCUGCUACUUCCCCGUCGCGCUCCUCGGGUACUGGGCCUUCGGCCGCGACGUCGGCGACAACGUCCUCGUCGCGCUGCAGCGCCCGCCCUGGCUCGUCGCCGCCGCCAACAUGAUGGUCGUCAUCCAUGUCGUCGGAAGCUACCAGGUGUAUGCGAUGCCAAUAUUCGAAAGCAUCGAGACGAUUCUGGUGACAAGAUUCAGGCUGCCGCAAGGACUACUCCUCCGUCUCGUGGCCCGAUCGGCUUACGUCGCAUUCACGCUGUUCAUCGCGGUGACCUUCCCGUUCUUCGGCGACCUCCUCGGCUUCUUCGGAGGGUUUGGGUUCACGCCGACCUCCUACUUCCUCCCCUGCAUUCUGUGGCUGAAGAUCAAGAAGCCGCCGAGGUUCAGCGCGUCGUGGUGUGCCAACUGGGGCUGCAUCGUCGUCGGAGUGCUGCUGAUGAUUGUGUCCACCAUCGGCGGCUUACGGAGCAUCGUCCAAGACGCGUCGACGUUCCAGUUCUACUCCUGAAAAUCCUGAUGCUUGCAUGUAGGAGGAGUACGUGACAUCGUUCCAGCAGACCGUCGCCCUCGUGGACGCAGUUCGUUCGUUCUACCUUUUCUUACAGGUUUUGGGGGUACGGUGUGGCUGCAGUCUGCCGAAACGCAGAGGACGAUGCAAUGCAACAAUUAAUCUGUACUCGCUACGUCGGUAUGUGGUGUGUUCUACGGGUUCUCAUACAAGACAGCGCGUACAGCGUGCCCAAGGACUCCAACUUGCUUGUAGCUGUGUCUCUUUGCGAGUGCCACGCACGGCGCCGUAUGUAUUUUGUACUACUUUGUACGUACCUUAUAUAACACAAAGUAUUAGAGUUUUACUGUCAUAGCAUGGCGUGGCCGAAAAAUGUGAGGCAAGAAUUGGCGUGUGGUUCAGGGAAGGAGCCUUCCCUGUGCGCUGAACUUAAUAAUAAACUGUUGGAACUUCUGCAA
Messenger RNA from Sorghum bicolor (sorghum), 1864 nucleotides. RefSeq names its product lysine histidine transporter-like 6. The record is from RefSeq and is a predicted model, not a curated record. NCBI's taxonomy places the organism in Eukaryota, Viridiplantae, Streptophyta, Magnoliopsida, Poales, Poaceae. Gene Ontology annotation, cellular component: plasma membrane. The coding region runs from base 210 to 1406 and encodes 398 amino acids. The transcript has 8 exons.